Molecule: messenger RNA, 3416 nt
Organism: Oncorhynchus mykiss (rainbow trout)
Lineage: Eukaryota; Metazoa; Chordata; Actinopteri; Salmoniformes; Salmonidae
Source: RefSeq, a predicted model, not a curated record
AGUGUCAGAAGAUUUCUUCACUACCGGCUGUAAUAGUCACAAACACAAAUACAGACAGCAGAGAGAGAAAGGCCUGUAGGCUGUGUAUUAUCCUCUCACCGUCAUCUCCUCUCCGCCAUAAUAACGGGUGCAUGCAUGGCAGAACUGUUAGGAUACAGCGCGGGUUUUAAGCAGGUGUGAAGUGGGGAUGUUGUGAGGGAGUGUGUGUGUGUGUGUGUGUGUCGUGGUGACGGGGUGUGCUGUGAUGUCAGGUGACAGCAGCACAUUGUCUUGGAAGGUUGUGGAGACCUAUGGCCAAUCAAAGUCCUCGGACACUUCCCAGACGACGGUUGCUGGGGACGGCGGUCCAACAAAGAUCAUCAAAGUGUGUUUCACCAGCAACAGUGCUAACCUGGGGAAGAACUUUAAACUAGUCCGUUGUCAUGAGGGCAUGACUGUACGGAAUAUAAUAUCAGCGGUGUUGUCCAGUGGAUGUGUGGGUCCAGACAUACAACAUACCCUCUGCUACGGCCUGCUGCUGAAACACCUGAAGUCAGCUGAGGUCCAUUGGCUGCACCCCGACCUCACCGUGUCUGAACUGCAGCUACGCUACGAACAACAGCAUCUGGAGGCAGAGUGGAGAUAUGACCUGCGCAUUAGGUACGUCCCUGCCGACUUCAUAGAGAAGUUUAAAGAGGACCGAACCACACUGCUCUACUUCUACCAGCAGGUGAGAAGUGACUACAUGCAGCACUAUGCCAGUAAAGUCAGUGAUGGGAUGGCCUUGCAGUUAGGUUGUCUGGAGAUCAGGAGGUUCUAUAAAGACAUGAACCCCAAUGGACUGGAGAAGAAGUCCAACUAUGAACUGUUAGAGAAGGAUGUAGGACUGGGUCUGUUCUUCCCCAAGGAGAUGACUGACAACAUGAAGUCGAAGGCUUUGCGUAAGAUGAUUCAACAGACGUUCCAGAGGUACUCGUGUCUGAAGGAAGAGGAGUGUGUUGUGAAAUUCUUUACCACGCUGGCAGACUGCUAUGACUACAUACAGGAGAGUUUCACCUGUCAGUUAGUGCAAGGCUGGAGUCUGACGGUGGACCUGGUCAUUGGCCCCGAGGGGAUCCGCCAGCGUGCAGAUAAAAACUCUGUGCCUGUCUGCUUGGCCAGUUUCUCUCAGGUCCGCAGUAUCAGAUGCUCUCAGCAGAACGAUGGCCAAGCGCUGCUAACAGUUGACAUACAGGGAGCCAAGCAGCCUCUGUCGGUGACCACGGCCUGUCUUGCUACAGCUGAAAACAUGGCGGACCUGAUAGACGGCUACUGUCGACUGGGAACCUCCUCUGAUACCUCCCUCAUCAUCACAACUAACAAAGAGAGAGACUCCAGUUUCGCCCUGCCUGCUAUCCCUACAGGAGGGAGUAAAGAUGUCCCCAGGAAGAGUGUAAACAACAGACGAGGUGUAGGUUCAGACAUCUACGCUGAGAUCCCCGAGGAGAAGCCAGACUCUGGGUGCAGGUAUAGCCUCUCCAGAGAUGAAAUUUACCUGGGGCGUAUCCUGGGCGAGGGCUUCUUCGGAGAGGUGCAUGAUGGAGUCUACAAAAGCCCGACAGGGGAGCGUGUGCGUGUAGCUGUAAAGACAUGUAAAGACUGUUCUGCUGAAGUAAAGGAGAAGUUUAUGAGUGAAGCUGUGUUGAUGAAGACUCUAGAUCAUCCUCACAUUGUACGUCUGAUCGGGGUCAUUGAGGUGGACCCUGUGUGGAUCGUCAUGGAGCUGUACGAGCACGGAGAGUUGGGCACCUACCUUGUGGAGCAGCAGAGGUCUCUGACCAGUGUAACUCUGGUCCUGUAUAGUCUACAGAUCUGUAAAGCCCUGGCUUACCUGGAGGGGCUGAACAUGGUACACAGAGACAUAGCUGUGAGGAACGUGUUGGUGGCGUCUGCAGACUGUGUCAAACUGGGAGACUUUGGGCUGUCCCGUUACGUAGAAGAUGAAGACUACUACAAAGCUUCUCUUAGCAGAUUACCUAUCAAAUGGAUGGCUCCAGAAUCCAUCAACUUCAGACGCUUCACCACAGCUAGUGAUGUCUGGAUGUUCGGGGUGUGUGUGUGGGAGGUGAUGUCCCUAGGUCAACAGCCGUUCUUCUGGUUGGAGAACGGGGAGGUGAUCAACCAACUAGAGGGUGGUGUCCGUCUGCCCAAACCCUCCCUCUGUCCCCCGACCCUCUACACACUUCUCACACACACCUGGAGUUACGACCCACACACACGACCCUCCUUCACACAGCUGGUCUGCAAGCUCAGUGAUAUUCAUGGGAUGGAGAAGGAGCAGGAGGGAGAGAGGAAGAGACAGAGAGCUCGAGUCAUGACACCCUACGACUCCAAGACCACUGAGCCCCCACCCAAGCCAUCAAGGAAACCUGGUUUCCAGAGCAACACCCUCAGGCCUGGCAUGAGAAUACAGCUACCUGGGUCUCUGUGUGCCAGCUCUCCUGUCCUUGCUAGCCCCCCCAGGGCCUGUGAUGUCACCACAGCCUAUCCCACGUCUCCACGACGAUGCAGUGUCGGGGAGCCAUGUGGGGUGGGGGAUGCGAGGUCUGUCUGGGAGAGGGACAGGGUGGAGGAUACUCUUCGUAGACAAAGAGAGGACAUGCUGACAGACAGCCGGUGGCUGGAGCAGGAGGAGAAACACCUGGAUCCUGUGCAAGUUCAACAGGAGUUCAGAACAGCUACGCAUGAGGAGGAGCCAGCAGACCAAGCCACACCUCCUCCAGACAAACCCCCAAAGGCCUCAGCUCCACAGCCUACAGCCACGGCAGAGCUCGACAGGACAGAUGACCAGGUGUAUGUGGGUGUCAUGGCGAUGGUGAGAGAUGUGGUGAAACUGAAGAAUGAUGUCAACACACUGCCCCCCUCAGAAUACCCCAACGCUGUCAAGGCCGUGGGGUUAACUCUUCGUAGUCUGAUCCGUAGUGUUGAUGAAGUUCUACCAUCACUGCACAGCUCUGCCAGAACAGAGAUCGAGGGAACUGAGAGGCUACUGAAUAAGGAUCUGGGGGAGUUAAUCGCUAAGAUGAGAUUGGUCCAGCAGAACUCUGUGACAUCACUGAAGGGGGAGUGUCAGAGGCAGAUGUUGGGCGUCGCCCACACCUUGGCCCUGGACUCCAAGAACCUUCUAGAUGCCGUGGACCAGGCUAGGAUUAAAGCUAACCUGGCCAAGCCAUAAACCACACACACACACACACACUUCACUUCCUUCAUGUACCUUAUAGAACAUUUUACAGAUGCUGAUUUAGAUUUUCAGUAAGACAUUUAGCAGAGCUUGUUGUCCCUAUUUGAAUGUAAUUCUAUAUUUUACUGUUUGGGAUUUUUUUUACUGUGUUUUAUUGUAGAUGUUUGGUACAGAGAGACAAGAGAGAUAGUAAAUAAACUGUGUUUCAUCAUGGUAA